UAUUCCGCAAGUUCAUGCCUAUAUAUCACACAUCGUCUCAUUAACUUUCUCCACACCAAAACUUCUCAACAUUUUAUAUAUCACAACUCCAAUUACAAAACCAAGUAAUAUGGAUGUUCUCAAGCUCUCCCUCUCCCUUUCUCUCUUUUGUGUCUUGACAUUUUUCAUGCUUCCAUCUUCUCUUGCUCAAGACUCGCCUCAAGACUUCCUCGAUGCCCACAACACAGCUCGUGCCCAAGACGGGGUUGAGCCAGUUCAAUGGGACGAAACAGUAGCGAGUUUUGCUCUACAGUAUGCAAACCAACGCAUCAAUGAUUGUAGCCUAGUGCACUCUGGUGGACCUUACGGGGAGAAUAUUGCAUGGGGCAUGCCAGACUUAUCAGGCACGGCUGCAGUUGAAAUGUGGGUGAAUGAGAAGGAGUUCUACGAUUAUGGCUCCAAUACGUGUGCGGCUAGCAGGGUGUGUGGUCAUUACACUCAAGUAGUGUGGAGGAAUUCAGUGAGAAUUGGAUGUGCCAAAGUGAUAUGCACAAAUAAUGGUGGCACAUUCAUCACUUGCAACUACGAUCCUCCAGGCAAUUUCGUAGGCCAAAGGCCAUAUUAAGAUAUGUACGGUUUAAUUAUCCAGCGAAAAUAAGAUCAAUAUUGAUAACUCAAAUCAUCAACAUGUAGGAUCUAAUGUUCUUGUCCAUAUGAACGUUAACAAUAUACAUAUACACACACAUAUAAUGAAAAUAAGGAGGGUCAUAUUAUGUGAUCUAUAUAAUGUUAUAUAUAUAUAAAUAUAUGGAGGCCAUAUUUGAUAUUAUGUGAUCAAUAGAAUAAGUCUUAUAGAGAUAUUCAAACAUAAAUAAUAGAUAUAUUUGUAUGC
This is a messenger RNA of Cucumis sativus (cucumber), 871 nucleotides long. Its product is annotated as basic form of pathogenesis-related protein 1. Lineage: Eukaryota; Viridiplantae; Streptophyta; Magnoliopsida; Cucurbitales; Cucurbitaceae. The record is from RefSeq and is a predicted model, not a curated record. The transcript has a single exon. Gene Ontology annotation, cellular component: extracellular region. The coding region runs from base 110 to 604 and encodes 164 amino acids.